Molecule: messenger RNA, 2623 nt
Organism: Darwinula stevensoni
Lineage: Eukaryota; Metazoa; Arthropoda; Ostracoda; Podocopida; Darwinulidae
Source: the annotation of a GenBank genome assembly
AUGAACGCCCGUGUCGAGUUCAGCCGCUGGUUCCUCGAAGAAUUUGACGAAGGCAAAUCUCCGAAGUUCCGGUUCGUUGUCACUGGAGACGGGGCUUGGUUCCACAAGUCUGACCCAGAAACCAAGCAGCAGUCAAUGAGAAAGACUGUAACCUCCCAUUGGCACGUGGACAACUGCCUGCCGAAAGUGUUCGACAAGCUUCAGGGAGGUCGCCCCAAGUCCAUCCUGAAGAAGCAUUUCCUCCGCCAUGACAACGCGCCAGCGCACAGGGCUUCAAAGACGUUGCCGUUCGUCGGCGCCUCUGGCAUCCAGCUGAUCCAGCCCCCGCCCUGCGACUUCUGGCUGUUCUCAGGAGUCAAACAACCUUUGCGAGGGAAAGUCUUCAAGACCAUCGACGAUGUCAUCGAAGCUGUCAACACUCAGCUGAACCGGCUGAGAAAGGAAGAUUUCGAGCAGUGCUUCCAGAGCUGGAUAUACCGCUUUAAAAAGUGCAAAGAUAUCGGCGGCAAAUAUGCUGAGCACUCGGUGGCGGGCGCCUUCGACGUCGGGGAAGCCUCCUGCCCUGGUGGCUGGCCCCGGAACUACGCAGAACCGACCAAUGGGAUCGUUGGAUCGGAAUGUCCCAUGAAAUAUGGCUGCUUCUGGAUCCAAGAUUUGGUACACAGCUUACGUGUGAUUGACCUUCAGAAGAUUCUUCCUAUUCUGGGUAACUCGAAGUUGACAAAGUCAUACAUUCCAAAGGCACAGCUUCAAGCCAAAAUCAUUCACGAGCUGCAGAAGCCACAAUCUUUUCAUAAGGUUGCUUCUGCUCUUGCUGCAGUCCGUGAGGAGGCAAAGGCAAUGGGAAAAGAUAGAAUGGGUCGCCGACCCCGCAAAGUGAACCCAGAUGAUCCGGACUUGGCCUCACCCAAACUGGACCCCCAACAAUACACCUCUGGAAUAGGCUAUCACACUUCCCAGCCUUCAUCGUUCAUGGACCCCUUCAUGGGUGUUGGAGGGGCUCCAUGGGCACCACUACAUCCUAGCACCAGUUCAACCCCUGACCCAAGGAUGGAAUCUCACCCGAGUUAUAAUACCCUGCCACAGAUAGACCCAUCUGGAAUGGUCAGGCGCCCAGACAUUGAUAUGAAAACACUGCAUUUCUUCCAAAAGCUUGAGGAGAUUGUGAAACCAACCACCUUGAUUACCACCCCAUACUCAAAGUCACAACAACAGUUCAUUCAAUUUUGCCUCAGUCCCAAUGAGGUGAACUCCAUCAAGAACAACUACAAUCCUCGCCGUUCUAAGGAACUCAUCUAUCUCAUACAGAGUGUUGAACUUGUGGAGAUGGAGCCAUUCUAUGAAUGGUUCUAUGAAUCAAUUCUAUGGCUGGUGACAGUAGAGACAAAAUCAGAGACAGAGCUGAUCCAUGAAGUCAAGGCUUACAAAGCUGGAACUCGUCCUGGGAUGACGCCCAAGCGGCCCUCUUGCCCCCUCAACAUCACUGCUCUCUGCCGUCUCAGCCCGGAGGUGUCUAACAGUGGGACCGUGUGCUGGCGCAACGAGACCAAUGCCACGUAUGCCUUUCAGAUCAAUCUGGUGCGACGGCUCACUCCGGCUGAGUUGUUCUCGCAGAUUUGGAGCCAUGGGAUCAGUGACCCGUUGAUCACGAUCAAUCUGAUCAAGCAGAAGCUCCGACGCGACUCCUCGAGCGACGUCUGCCUGGACAUGACUUCCCUGCCGGCCAGCUUGAACUGUCCCCUGAAUCUUCGCCGUUUGCAGUAUCCGUGCCGGGCGAAAGACCUGUGCACUCACGUGCAGUGUUUCGAUGCUCUGACAUAUCUGGAGAUGAAUGAUCUCAAUCCUACGUGGGUGUGUCCUCUCUGCAAGAAGGUCACACCUUUUGAUAAGCUCAUCAUCGAUGGGUAUUUCCUACAGGUGCUGUCCCAAGCGGGUGAUAGUGAUGAUGUGGUGCUGAAUCCAGAUGCUUCGUGGAGUCUUCCCAACGGUAGCAAGAAGAAUGUGAUCGAGCCCAUGAUCCGGACGACGUACGACAUCCCGACGUUGCCGUCGUACUUGAACGAGGCGGUGAAAGGCCCUCCGCCGGACGACGCUCCGUCUCGAUCGUCCGGCUCCAGCUCGGGAAGCGGGAAGUCCGGGAAGGGAGACUCCGUGGAGGUGGUGGACCUCGUGAGCGACAGCGACGACGACGAGAGGGAGGAGGCGGCAGCGACGUCGAGUACAAAGGUGGAAGCGGAGGAGAAGGAGGACAGGAGCUCGUCCAGCGGGGCGUCGUCGCCCAUCGUGAUCAGCGGGCCCACCUCCACCUUCCGGAGGCGGGUGGUCCUCGACGACUCCUCGGAGAACGAGAGCAACCCGUGCUCGCCCGAGAUCAUCGAGCUGGAUUGAAAGCGUUCGUUUUUCUCUUUUCGAGUGUCGUUUCGUCGGGGUCGCGGGGUCCCGUCGCGCCGUGUCUGAGUUCGUUCAUCGGUCCUCGUGUGAUACUCGUCACCGUAUGAGAACUUAUGUGUCUACUUUCAUUCGUCGUAUUCAGUGUAACGAUCUGCUCCGAGGGAAGUUGUAUCGGGAAGAUUUUGCUUUUUUUUUAUAUACGGGCGGUGAGACUUUCCCUACUUGUUUGCAU